Molecule: messenger RNA, 1406 nt
Organism: Struthio camelus australis
Lineage: Eukaryota; Metazoa; Chordata; Aves; Struthioniformes; Struthionidae
Source: RefSeq, a predicted model, not a curated record
AUGUCUUGUGAAAUGCUCGUUCUUCCUUCUAAGACACAUAUCAGAGUCUCUCUCCUGCUUGGAGACUGUGCUCAACAGAUGCCCAUUGCACAGUUACCAGACGUUAUUGCCCUGGUGGACCUCGGGCACCUGUAUGGGGACAACUUGCAGCGUCAGCACCAGCUGCGACUCUUCAGGGACGGGAAGCUCAAAUUCCAGGUGGUGGACGGAGAGGUGUACCCCCCGACGGUUACUGAUGCUCCCGUUCACAUGGUCUACCCGCCUGGCAUGCCGAAGGAGAAGCAGAUGGCCAUGGGGCAGGAGGUGUUUGGGCUCCUGCCGGGGCUCUGCCUGUACGCCACGCUCUGGCUCCGCGAGCACAACCGUGUCUGCGACAUCCUGAAACAGGAGCAUCCGACGUGGAGCGAUGAACAGCUCUUCCAGACGGCUCGCCUCAUCCUCAUCGGGGAGACCAUUAAGAUAGUCAUUGAAGAUUACGUGCAGCACCUCAGCGGGUACUUCCUGAGCCUCAAGUUCGACCCCGAGCUGCUCUUCGGGGUGCAGUUCCAGUACCGCAAUCGCAUUGCCGUGGAGUUCAACCAGCUCUACCACUGGCACGGGCUGAUGCCGGACUCGUUCGUCAUCCAGGGGAGACGUUCCCUUGAUGCAGGAGAGGACGAGAAGGCGGCAGAGCUGGAAGAGCUGUAUGGAGACAUUGAUGCUCUGGAGUUUUAUCUGGGCUUGCUGCUUGAGAAACCCCAGCCCAAUUCAAUUUUUGGGGAAAGCAUGGUGGAGAUCGGAGCUCCGUUCUCCCUCAAGGGGCUUCUCGGAAACCCCAUCUGCUCCCCCGAGUACUGGAAACCCAGCACGUUUGGCGGAGCAACUGGCUUUGAGAUCGUUAAGACAGCGUCGCUCGAGAAACUCGUGUGCCUCAACGUGAAGAAGUGCCCGUACGUGUCUUUCCGUGUGCCGGACUCUGUGGAAUCAGGAGCAAGCGGGAGACAGCAAGACGGCGGACGAUCUGCGGAGCUCUAGCACCAGGACAGCCCUGCGCAGAGAGCCGAGGGGAAGGAGAGGAGACCUGCAAACUCCCUCUGCCGAACACCGGCAGGACAGAAGAUCGCGCGGUUCUGGGCUUUCUCCACAACGUUGCUGGAGCCUCGGGGGAAAAAGCUGGUUCUAGCUCUAGGAAAAGCUAAAGUGCCUCCAAAAUUAUAGCUGCCAUGACCUGUCCUCAGUAGACCGACUUCUCUUGCUAGCAAAUAGCUUGCACUGAGUUGCCUUAGUGCAACCCUUGGGGUUGUUCAGGGGACUCCCAGGUUGCUGGGGUGCUCUGAAUCCCCUGCUCUGCCCCCCUCCGACCGCCACUGCUUUUCAGCACGCGAAGCGACCGGAAGCAUCGUUUUUACGCACCCAAACUGCAGGGU